AUGGAAGGGAUGUACUCUCCGACUCGGGAUCCUAAGAUUCCGGCCGAGGGGAAGAGCGCGGCCUUUGCGCACUGGGUGUCCGGCUACUAUGCUCACUCACCUUCCCUCCUUUCCUCCUUCCCGUCUGUGACGCUUGACGAGUUGCGCAAGGGAAUCGCCGAGGCGCCUAUCAGGGACCCGCCCCCGAACCGUGUGCCCUCUGUGGUCAACAUGUCAGCGGAGGAGCUCGCGGAGAUCACAGACCCGGCAGUCAUCACGCGCUCACACCCUCUCUAUUACAACGUAGACCCAGCGCUGUGCAAGGAGAACCUGGAUGCUGCGUUGCUGGAUGCGUCGACGUGUCCCCGCCUCCGCGUAUCGUUGGUGUGGUGCGACAUGUCCCCUCCGGAGACAGUGAUGUCUACCUGGUAUCUCGCGAGGCAGAUCCAGGACCUUUGGCCUUCGAACGCGAGGAAGAUCGACGUUGUGCGGUUUGAAGGAGCUAACCAUUUCCCGCAUUGGGACGAGCCGGACCGUACCAUGAACCUCCUGGCCAAAUUGAUCUGA
Molecule: messenger RNA, 546 nt
Organism: Fomitopsis serialis
Lineage: Eukaryota; Fungi; Basidiomycota; Agaricomycetes; Polyporales; Fomitopsidaceae
Exons: 2
Coding region: 1-546 (181 amino acids)
Source: RefSeq, a predicted model, not a curated record